AUGACCAAUCUUUCCGUGCAGUUGACGGCUCCGAACGGGCGCUCGUACGCUCAGCCCGUGGGUCUCUUCAUCAACAACGAGUUUGUCCCCUCCAAGUCGGGUGAGAAGUUCGCCAGCAUCAACCCUUCCAAUGAAGAGGAAAUCGUCUCGGUCUAUGCGGCGGGUGAAGAGGAUGUUGACACUGCUGUCAAGGCUGCCCGUAAAGCGUUCAACGACCCCUCAUGGAAGCUGCUGCCUCCCACUGAGCGGGGCGUCCUGAUGCAGAAGCUGGCCGACCUGAUCGAGCAGCACCGGGAGACGCUGGCCACGAUCGAGACUUGGGACAAUGGCAAGCCGUACUCCGUUUCCCUGAACGACGACCUGGGUGAGGUCAUCAACACCCUCCGGUACUAUGCCGGAUACGCCGACAAGGUGCACGGUCAGACCAUCAGCACCACCCCGGCCAAGUUUGCCUACACCCUCCGCCAGCCCAUCGGUGUGGUGGGUCAGAUUAUUCCCUGGAACUUCCCCCUGGCUAUGGCGGCCUGGAAGUUGGGUCCUGCUUUGGCUUGCGGUAACACCAUUGUUAUGAAGCCGGCUGAGCAGACCCCUCUCAGCAUCCUCUAUCUCGCCAACCUCAUCAAAGAGGCUGGCUUCCCGCCGGGUGUUAUCAACAUCCUGAACGGCCACGGAAGAGUUGCCGGUAGUGCCCUCGUGGCCCACCCCGGUGUGGACAAGAUUGCGUUCACUGGAUCGACGAUGACUGGCCGAGAGAUCAUGAAGAUGGCUGCCGGUACCUUGAAGAACAUCACGCUGGAGACCGGUGGCAAGUCACCCCUGCUGGUCUUUGACGAUGCCGACAUCGAGCAGGCCGCCAAGUGGGCGCAUGUGGGUAUCAUGUACAACCAGGGACAGGUGUGCACCGCCACCUCCCGUAUCCUGGUGCACGAGUCCAUCUAUGACAAGUUUGUGGACCUCUUCAAGGCGGAGGUGGCCGCCACCAGCAAGGUUGGCGACCCCUUUGCGGACGACACCUUCCAGGGACCCCAGGUCACCAAGGCUCAGUACGAGCGUGUGCUCUCUUAUAUCGAAGCCGGCAAGUCCGAAGGCGCGACUCUGGCGGCCGGUGGCGAGCCGUUCAAGAACGUGGGUGAUGGUAAGGGCUUCUUCAUUGCGCCCACCGUCUUCACCAACGUCAAGGACAACAUGCGUAUCUACCGGGAAGAGGUCUUCGGUCCGUUUGUGGUGAUUGCCAGUUUCUCGACGGAGGAGGAGGCCGUGACGCGGGCCAACGACACGACGUAUGGACUGGGCGCCGCACUGUUCACCAAGGACAUUGAGCGGGCGCACCGGGUUGCGUCGGAUAUUGAGGCGGGCAUGGUCUGGAUCAACAGCAGCAACGACAGCGAUUUCCGGGUGCCAUUUGGUGGAGUGAAGCAGAGUGGGAUUGGGCGCGAGCUGGGCGAGGCCGGUUUGGAGGCGUACUCGCAGGCCAAGGCGAUCCAUGUCAACCUGGGAACGAAGCUGUAG
Messenger RNA from Aspergillus sclerotioniger CBS 115572, 1509 nucleotides. RefSeq names its product aldehyde dehydrogenase family protein. The record is from RefSeq and is a predicted model, not a curated record. Gene Ontology annotation, molecular function: oxidoreductase activity, acting on the aldehyde or oxo group of donors, NAD or NADP as acceptor. The transcript is spliced from 3 exons. NCBI's taxonomy places the organism in Eukaryota, Fungi, Ascomycota, Eurotiomycetes, Eurotiales, Aspergillaceae. Bases 1 to 1509 code for a protein of 502 amino acids.